AUGUCCAUUGUUGAUAACCUGAAAUAUCUCGUUUACGUCGAGCCCAAUGAUGAUCCCCAGAAUAUCAGCUACUCGGAAUUGUCGAACCUAAUGUGUCCGGAUGAUAGGAUUCCAGUCUAUCUGCUCAACUCCCUUUAUCUCGCUCCGAUCACGCUAUGGGUAUAUUUCAAAUAUGGCCGGCCAAGGAAACCUGCUUCCGACUCGAAAACAGAGAGCAAACACAGUCAUUGCCACAACGAUGACAACAGCCAGAAUGGCCAUGAGGAUCAUGAAGGGAAACAUGCUGAAAUGGGACACUCAUCGCGACCAAUGUUCGCAACCCUGACGGUGGCCGCAUGCCAUUGUGGAGCGGGUUGUCUCCUAGGAGACAUUGUUGGUGAAUGGCUCGUGUACGGGACAGAUGCAAGAAUCAAUGGCAAGUUGCUAUGGGUCGAAUAUUUGGUCGACUACGGCUUUGCCCUACUUUUUGGAAUCAUUUUCCAGUACUUUUCUAUUGCCCCAAUGUCAAACGACUAUGGGCCGAGAACUAUAUGGCGGGCGUUGAAAGCCGAUAUUCUAUCCCUGACCGCGUUCCAGGUCGGGCUGUACGGUUGGAUGGCAAUAUACCAGAUUGCGAUAUGGAAUUAUAGACUCAGGAUGAACAACGUUGUGUACUGGUGGAUGAUGCAGGUCGGGAUGUUUGCAGGCCACUGGACGUCGGCUCCUAUGAAUUGGCUUUUGAUUCGAUACAGAGUGAAGGAGCCGUGUGCAUGA
Messenger RNA from Talaromyces atroroseus, 753 nucleotides. RefSeq lists its product as hypothetical. Lineage: Eukaryota; Fungi; Ascomycota; Eurotiomycetes; Eurotiales; Trichocomaceae. The transcript has 5 exons. The record is from RefSeq and is a predicted model, not a curated record. The coding region runs from base 1 to 753 and encodes 250 amino acids.